Messenger RNA from Patiria miniata (bat star), 2261 nucleotides. It is a transcript of the gene galk2, whose product is annotated as N-acetylgalactosamine kinase-like. Gene Ontology annotation, biological process: galactose metabolic process; carbohydrate phosphorylation. Gene Ontology annotation, molecular function: ATP binding; galactokinase activity. Gene Ontology annotation, cellular component: cytosol; cytoplasm. The record is from RefSeq and is a predicted model, not a curated record. The transcript has 9 exons. Bases 20 to 1495 code for a protein of 491 amino acids. NCBI's taxonomy places the organism in Eukaryota, Metazoa, Echinodermata, Asteroidea, Valvatida, Asterinidae.
CAAACUGUUGUGUUGGCAAAUGACAUGCAGUGUAGACGUCGUGAAACAUACAAUUUUCCCCGCCACAGUUGAAUACGAAAAUAUGUCAAAUAUGGCUGGAAAUCCUAGAGAUUGCCCCGAGAUUGUUACAAAAGUCCCAAGCCCACAAAAAGAAAGGUAUAAAUCCAUCCAAAAGCUGUACAUUGAGAGUUUUGGUACAGAGCCAGCCUUUUUUGCUAGAGCACCUGGACGAGUCAAUAUAAUUGGUGAGCAUAUAGACUACUGUGGCUAUUCUGUCUUACCGAUGGCCAUUCAACAAGACAUCGUGAUCGCUGCCGGACCAAAUGCAGAUAAGAAACUUGACUUCAAGAAUACAAAUCCAGAAUACAAGGAUUUCACAUCAAGCACUGAAGACUACAAGAUAGAUCCCAGCAACCCUCUAUGGCACAACUACAUCCUGUGUGGCUUCCGAGGUAUCGUAGAGGCCGAGAGUGUAUCUACACCGUCUGGUAUGAACCUGAUGGUGGAUGGCAUCGUCCCACGCAGUGCUGGUCUGUCUAGCUCUAGUGCCUUGGUGUGCUGUAGUAGUCUGGUCACUAUGCAUGCCAAUGGGUUGGAGAUACCUAAGAGGAAAUUAGCAGAUAUCUGUAUGAGAUGUGAGCGUUAUAUUGGCACUCAAGGUGGUGGUAUGGAUCAAUCUAUCUGCUUCCUGGCGGAAACUGGAACUGCUAAGUGGAUCCAGUUUAACCCCAUCCAAGCCACCAGCGUUUCCAUACCUCCUGGUGUGUCGUUUGUCAUCUCCAAUAGUUGCGUGGAAUUACAGAAAGCUGCAACGUCUCACUUCAACAUCAGAGUGGUUGAGUGUCGCCUAGCAACCCAGGUCUUGGCCAAGGCUAAAGGAUUAGAUUGGAAGCAGCUUAAGGUGUUAGCCAAGCUACAAGAGGCACUAGGAGUCUCCUCGGAGGACAUGUUGAGCAUCGUGGAGGAUGUGCUUCAUCCUGAGCCGUACAGCAAACGGGAGGUUUGUGACAUCCUUGGGGUGUCGGAAGAGGAGUUGAACAAGGACAGCUUGAGCCAGAACACACUGGAAGUCAUCUCUUUCAAGUUGCAUGAUCGUGCCAAGCAUGUGUUUGGUGAAGCUAACCGAGUCCUGAAAUUCAAGGAGAUAUGUGAUCAGGGACCUGCUGAUGCCGCUACUCUGCUAGGAGCACUCAUGAGCGAUAGUCAUACAAGCUGCCGAGACUUGUAUCAGUGUAGCUGUGAACCUCUAGAUCAACUAGUUGAGCUGUGCAGAAACUCUGGAGCACUGGGCUCCCGCCUCACAGGCGCUGGUUGGGGUGGAUGCGCCGUUUCCAUGGUACCAUCCGAGAGUGUUGAUGACUUCAUCAGCAAGGUGCAUGCUGGGUAUUACGCAGCUGAUCCCAAGCUACAGGGACGCGUCAAGGAGAGUUUGUUUGCUACCGAGCCUGGCAACGGAGCCAAUAUCAUUCAACUGGACACCGAAACCUCUCUCUGAAAUCAGGACAAAGUCCUUUAGAAAUUUUACAAUGGAACAACUCCUUAAGUCAUCAAAAUAAAAUUUUCUCCACUUCAGUAUUUUUGCUUCAAAGUACAGGCGAUUAUGACUUAGAUGUAAUUAAGUUAACAUUCCUAAGAUAUUUUGUUUUUAAUUUUGAAAGUUGAACUAAGAAAUUGACUGGAGCAGGGUUUGAACCUGUAACCUCCAGAUUGCCAUUCCAGGGUUCUACCAACUGAGCUACCCAGCAUUAUGGUGGUGGUUCCCCAUUUUGUCCAUGUACAUGUAAUUGUUUCUUUUUGCAUCCAAGAAACUGCCAAUUUCCAGUACUUGCAUAAGAAAAACAGUAAACAGCAUUUCCUUUCAAUAAUUCCUUUUUAAGUUUGGUUUUGGGAUAAAUACCCAAUUGAGAGUAAAUUAUUCUGAUAUAGUUGAAGACACUAUGCUUUGAUUAUCUUUCAGGUGGAUCUGUUAUAUCAAAUUUUAUCAGUGUCAAUGAAAAACCAAGUCUGAUUUUAAUACCACAGUGUAGCAAGACUAAUGUAACCGAGUAUUUUAUAGCUGUAGUGUGCAUGCCGGCUUUAUUGAGAAAAGUGCCUCGUUACUUUUUGCUUUUUUUUUAUUCCAAGCAUUUACAGGUUGCAACAAGUUAAUUGGUCCAUGACAACUGUUUUACCAAAAUUAAGCUGUCUUGGAAUGCCAUGUUGCUUCCCAGCUAAACUUAAUCAACUUAAUGUGCAAUGUAGUAUACAUUUGGUAAACACCG